Messenger RNA from Momordica charantia (bitter melon), 1846 nucleotides. RefSeq names its product protein ABCI12, chloroplastic. Gene Ontology annotation, cellular component: chloroplast. The record is from RefSeq and is a predicted model, not a curated record. Lineage: Eukaryota; Viridiplantae; Streptophyta; Magnoliopsida; Cucurbitales; Cucurbitaceae.
GUAUCUAUUAUAAAUCGACAAAAUCAACUGAUCGAACUGUUGGUUUGUACAGGAGGUAUGAAGAAAAUUUUCCGAUCGACCGAAAUCUACUAGGUCGGUUUUCGGCAUUGGGUCGGCUCAACUCGACCGACCGAUGUCAGCCCUUGAGGGGAGGACGACACGUCGAUAAGCUUGAUCAAGACGAUCUGUCGUCUUAUCUGCGUUAGAACGAGGAAGCUGAAGCCCACUAAAUUGCCGGAAAACGAAUUCCCGCCAUCCCGGAGAAAUUCGACGGCGCCUAACAGAGCGGGAACUCCCGGAAAGAGAGCGCACUCUCUUCUUCAUCGACACGUCACUCAUGAACUGUCCGUACAGUUCAUUUCGAACAGUCGCAUAUCCACUUCCGUCCCCCAUCCAUAAUCCCAAAUCCCUAGUGGCCCCCAAUUUUACCUCAUUUUCAGCCCUAAAUUCCGGAAAAUUUGGAGCAUCUGUUUACUGGAAUAUCGUCCUAAAGCCAGUUGAGAAGACGAAUUUGCGAGUUAGAGCUUCGACGAGUGAUGAUGCCGGUACUGAGAAGUGGCUCAAAUGGAUACCUAAUGGAGCUUUAGCCGCUGAUAAGGUUUUGAGAUUGGUUGCCGGUGCAACCGCCAGCCCCAUCAGCCAGUUCAUUUCGUCGCCUGUUACAUUUCUUCACUCUGUAGACCCGCGAAUCAAAUUGGUAUGGCUCUUGGCUCUUGUUGUCUUACCAGCGAGAUCAAAUAUCACUAUUCGUUUUGGAUUAGUGAUUUUCUUAGCUUUUCUGUCCAUAUGGAUUCUUCCAACUGAGUUAUGGAAGGACCAAGUGGGAAGAGUUUCUCUACUCUCAGGAAUUUUGUUCGUCAUGCUGGGGCUGAGCGCGGACGGUGUGCCACCCCUCAUCCAAUCAAGAACUCCUCCACCUGGAAUGAUGGGAUUGCCUGAGCUUCCUGCAUCUUUGGGAGGUUACUCGUAUUUAAUUGCAAAGCUUGGCCCUUUAACUUUUACAAGGAAGGGCUUGUCGGUAGCAAGUACAGCAGCAUGCUUAACUUUUGUCGUUUUCCAAAGUGCAAGUCUCUGCCUCACAACCACAGCCCCCGAACAACUUGCAUUCGCCAUACGCUGGUUUUUGCUUCCUUUGGCAUAUUUUGGCGUUCCAGUUGCUGAAAUCACUCUUACACUUUUACUUUCUUUGAGAUUCGUCAGUCUGGUGUUUGAUGAGGUUCGAAAUGUUGCAUUAGGGGUUGUAUCCCGCAGGAUAAACUGGCAACUGUUGACCACGAUGGAGACGGUUGAUGUUUUCUUUACUUAUCUCCGUCGCAUUUUCAAAAAUAUUUUUAGCCAUGCGGAGCAGAUUUCUCAGGCAAUGAUUGUAAGAGGUUUCCGAGGAGAUAGCAGCAGUCAUAAACUGUUUUUCUUAUCAAGCUCAUCAAGCAGAAUGGCAAAUAUUCUCUCCCUGUUAUGCCUGAUUGGUGUUAUCAGUGCAUCUGUUUUCUUUGACAAAGUCAUCGUCUGAUACCUACAUCCACUUUUUGCAUCUUCUCCCCCAGCUAAAGCUCUUGUGGAAAUAAAUACCUAUCACUUGUGUCUCUUCAAAACCACAGUUCCAUAUUGCUCAUCCCAUGGCCUUUUCUUAUAUGGGACAUGAAACUUCAUUUGGUGGAUUCAAAUCAUACAUAUAUUGAUCUUGUUGAGAGAGUUCAAAAGGGUGUUGCUGUUCUCCCUUGAUUUGAUUGUAUGCUUUUGAAGUGAAGUUCUGUAGGACAAAGGAAAAAUUUUCUCCUGAUACAGGAAAAUAAUAUGUUCAGGAUGUGAUUUCUUUAGUUGGAAAUAACAAAUUUAGGCAUUUUUU